UUUUUUUUUUUUUUUUUAAGCAGAGAGCUGGCAUGGGGAAGGAAAAAAGGAAUUUCUUUUCUUCCGUUACUUGCUGUCUGAAAGUGGGGGGAAACUGAAUUAUACAUUUCAGCGUGACAGUGAGGAAUAUGGGGAGAUAUCCUGAUACGAUUUCCUGAUUACCUGUAACCCUGCCUGUCUCUUUCUAAAAUUAUCCUACUGGAGGCAGGAAAUAUCAGGUCUAUUACUGAAACGACUCUCUGGCUAUUAGUUUUUAGGGCUUUAAAUAGUCUUAUCUCAAUGGAUGUGUUUGCCCUGUGCCUCAUCUAUCACCCCUAAAAUGUUUUAUCAGCACCUGAAAAAUCUCAAUAAGAAGAAUAGCCUCAAAUGUUACCCAUUCAAGGGGCUUUCAGACACAGAAUGUAUUUUUUUAAAAAAAAGGUCUUUUAAGAUCUGAUAUUAUUUGCUGGCUUUUCAACCCCAUUUCAUAGCUCCCGCAGCACCACUUCUAUAAAUACUUCUCACCAGCAAAGAAAGGAAAUCACAAUAGAUUAAAAGAAAACCAGGUUAACGGGCAGCAAAUCAAUGUCUAUUCAGCCUCAGACAUUUGUGAAAAUAAAGGAUUAUGAAGAAUUAUUGCCAGGUACUAGCUGUGCAAAGACCUUUUGUGGUAUCUUUGUCUUUUUUAACAGAUAGUUAUUAGAGGUCUAAGAAGAGCUCUCAGUGUCAGAAGUCAGUUGUAUUAGAAAUAAGCAGAAGUUACAAUGCUUCAGAUGUUGCAUUUUUUGUAAAUUUUGUUCUAUUUGACAUAUUCAGAUUAUGAGCGCCUCGUGUUUUUCUUUAGAAAAUGCUGUUUCUAGUUUGAAAAUGAGUUUGUGUGUAUAUUAUCUUGAGGUCUCAUGGAGAGGAGAUAGAGACAAGGGAUGGGGCAUGAUGGUUUUCUCUUUCUUUGUCUACUCAUUACUGCAGCCCCCGUUUCACCAUCUGCACAGGACCUUAGAAUCGGAGCUUUCAGAAUAGGUCAACCUGUGCCAAAUUUGGACUAAAUCACUAUAAGGCAUUAUUUUUAUUGAAUCAAAAUCCAGGAAGAGAGGAUUAUGCUAAACAAGGUGAGUUUUUUAUGUCCAGGGCCUUUCAGAGACUAGCCUCACCAGCAGAAAAUAAUUGUAUUAAUAACAAAAGUGGCGAUGCAACAGUCCGUUGUAGUAAACGUCUGAAAAGAUUCCUUAGGGCCUCUCACUUGUAAAUUUUACCAUAUAAUUGCCACCUUAUGUUCUUCACCAUUAAAAUCGGUGGGUGAGCCUCCUCUUACCUUUGAAUGAGCCAGUUGUGUUCUGCCGAAAGAAAUGCAUUACAAGUUAUGAAGCAAGGAAUGAAAAGAUCGUCUCAACAUAAGAAGAAAAAUAAUCUCUUUUUGCAAAGUGCACUAACGGUACCAUAAACAGCUGCUUGCUGGCUCCACUCUAACCUUCCCAGGGAGGGCCUUUCAUCUCUGAUGUGUUUCAUAGUUUUUUUUCUUUGGACAGGAAACUGCCAUUUAAAAAAAAAAAAUAUGGUGAGACUGUAUAGGUUUUAUUUACGGGGAGCAAGGGGUCACAAACUUACGCUGGUGUUAUGAACUCUGCAAAGGAUGCGUUGUGCUUGAAAGCUUGGGUGUUCGUGGUGGACACUUAGUGAGGCUUUAUUUUCAACUGUGAUGAAACCCACGUUCAGUGACUUACAGUGUUGUUAGUGCUAAGUGCUUUGGGACUCAAAAACAGCUCAGCAGCCAGCUGUGGCUAUUACAGUCAGCGACAAAGAAGUAACAAGACUGGAGAAAGAGGACACAAACAAGGCAACAUUCUCAUUGAUCCAUGGAGCCACUCGGCCUCAGACUGCAAGGAAACAGAAAAUGAACUGCAGUUCUUGUCGUAAAUUUUAUGUGUUAGGCCCACCUCUAAUUAAACCAGAUUAUAAAUUAUGUGGAAAACUCUAUUUUACUUCUCAAUUCUCUCUGAAAAGUAUGUCAACAUGUGGGAAUUUGGGUCCCUCCUCCUGUUUUAAUCUAACUUCUUUCUGCCAAUUCAAGACCAGGCAUGUUCACCACUAAGAUGUGUGUGGUGAGAGGCAGGAAAACGGAGAGAAGCAGCAAACAGGAGCAGGUUUCCUUGAGAUCUUCACACGCCAGGAUCACUGUCAUGGUUUGCAGUUAAAUCUUGAGGAUGCCCUGUGCUUAUAAUCUUAGCUUCUCUUUUGCUGCUAUUGAACUUUGGAUGUGUACUGCAUUUUCCAGCCAGCAAAGGUCCCGUGUAUGGAGAGGUUUUUCCAGUAAGUGGUUUGUGGGUUUUUUUUUGUCAUGGAUAAAUGAUUAACAGCUAAAUCAAUUGUGUCAAAUGUUGAGCAAGCUGUAUCACAUAGGCACAUCUUGGGUUCAUCCUGGGCUAAAGUCGUUUGAAACAAAAAAAAAAAGGCAAAAAAGACAAACAAAAAAGCUUUGCAUAGCCUAAGCCAUCUUUCCUAACAGUUUGUCCUCUGUAUCUAGAGGGCAGUUAAUCACUGACUGUGUGUUCAGUAACUCCGGGUUAAAAAACUGGCUGCCUGAAAUACAAUCUUUUUAUUCGGAGCAGAUUCUUACAAGUGAAUGUGCUUCUCUGUGUUAAAUUGUUAUGAAGCUGCCAGACUAGAAAGAUGGAGCAGCCAGUUGCUUAUUUUGCAGAGAUGUGGCUCCACAGUCAGAAAUGUAAUUUGUAAGGUAACUAUGACACAUAAAGAGGUGUAGCACUUGGCCAGGUAAUGAUGCUGAGGUUGUCAGGUUUGUUUUGUGUUAGUGAAUAUGAUUAAUUUUAUAUACAGCAUCCAUUAUUCCCAUAAUGAGCAAAUUAAAAUGUAUUUAUUCUUUGUGUCUUUGAAGCACUUGGAGACUUAACCCAGAGAGACCAUGCUGUUAAAAGCCAGAGUUGCACACAGAGUGAAACUGCAGCUCUUCAAAGAAUCUUUCCGUGUCCAGCAAGAGGAAGGCUGGGAAAACACAAUGAUAUUCAUCAUUUUGUACAGGGAAACGCAGAUUCAGAGAACUUUUCUCCUCUAAGACUCUCAUUGUAGGUUAAAACUAAUUAGGAGAACAAGGGGAAAGACUGUUGUGUCUCAGGAAUAGAAAAGCCAUACCUGAAGUCACUUACAGCAGGCCUCAACAGGCAACCGAAAAAAGAUUCUGCAAGGUUUUGAAGAUCCUGGUCUGCCUUUGAAAGCCCAGUGGAACUGAUGGGAAUCAGCCCUUGGUGGUGGGUCAUCUGCUGUUUACUGUGUGGAAGAACGACCCGGUAAUUUAUCUUUUUCUACUUGAACCAUUUGCAAGCCCUGGCAGCAGACGGAAUGGGAGCAGUGGUGGUUUCGAAUCGCCGAUGGUACCUUGGAGGGAUGAGCACAGCACACACGGCAUUUGCUCCGUGCCCCGUCAAACUGUUGCUGCUUUAUGCUGUAUUCGGCAUCCUAAAUGGUCGUUGCUUUGGUGGUGAAAAGGAGUCCCUUAACCUCAGCAGCACCAACGAGAGCGUGGCCAACAGCAGGCAUGCCCGGUCCGUGACCAACCUGCCGCAGCCCCGGGACUGCACGCUCUCCGCCUGGUCCUCGUGGAGCAAGUGCGAUCCCUGCCAAAAGAAAAGGUACAGAUUUGCCCGCCUGGAACAACCUUCUCAGUUCCAUGGAGAUCCCUGUGAUUACUCUGACAAAGAAACUGAAGACUGUGUUACAAAUAAUCCUUGCAGAAAUAAAGUUAGAUGUGAAGGUUUUGUGUGUGCAGUUACAGGGAGAUGCAUUACACGGAGACUGCUUUGUAAUGGGGAUGAUGACUGUGGGGACCAGUCAGAUGAAAAAAACUGCAAAAAAGUGUUUAAAAAAUGUGACCAGAAGAUGGAGCAAUACUGGGGAAUAGAGAAUCUGGCAAAAGGGUUAAAUAUCUUCACAAACAACUUGGAAGGAUUAGUGCUUGACCACAGGUACUAUGGUGGGGGAUGUUCUCCCCAUUACAUCGUGGACACGAGAUUCAGAAAGCCAUAUAAUGUAGAAAGCUAUACACCAGAGACCAAAGGCAAAUAUGAAUUUACAAUGACUGAAUAUGACUCCUACUCAAAUUAUGAAAGCAGUGUCCUGAAGGCAAAAGCUUCACAGUCUAGCUUCAGCUUUGGUAUAAAAAUACCAGGACUGUUUGAACUUGGUUACAAUUCAAACGACAACAGGUUCAAGAAGUUCUUUCAAAGGAUGAAAAGGUUUUCGUCAACGUCCAGCAAAUUCAUUCAUGCCCGUUCUGAGCUGGCUGUUGCCAUUUAUAAGCUGAAGCCCCGAGCCCUGAUGCUGCAUUAUGAGUUCCUGCAGAGGCUCCACCAGCUCCCAUCAGAGUACAGCUACGGAGAGUACCGAGAGCUCUACAGAGACUAUGGGACUCAUUACAUCACAGAGGCUACUGUCGGUGGCAUCUAUGAAUAUACUUUAGUCAUGAACAGCGAUGAGCUCCAAAAGGCAGGUUAUUCUCUGAGCGAUGUCCAGAAAUGUGCACAGCAUGGCUUUAACAUUGGUGCAAGUAUUUUUGGUGUCUAUGUGAAGCUUGGAAUAACUGCAGCUGGCUGUAAAUCCCUUUUAAAAGAGAUUGGAGACAGCACCUCCACAAAAAAGUAUGUGGAAGAUUUCAUCGUCCUCGUUCGUGGCGGAGCAAGCGAACACAUCACAACGCUGGCUUACAAGGACCUGCCGACAGCUGCCCUCAUGCAGGAGUGGGGAGAUGCUGUACAGUACAACCCUGAAAUCAUAAAGCUAAAGGCAGAGCCGCUGUAUCAGCUGGUGACUCCAUCUGACUUCGCUAAUGCAAUCACAAUAAAAGAAAAUCUGCGACGGGCUCUUGAGGAGUUUCAGCUGGAGACCAGUUCUUGUCGCUGUGCUCCGUGCCACGGCAAUGGCAUCCCCUUUCUGCAAGGAACCAAGUGUGAAUGCUUAUGUCCCCUGGGCUACAGUGGCACUGCCUGUGAGAUCAGCAAGAAGAAAGAUGCUGCUAUUAAUGGAAACUGGGGUUGCUGGGCCAACUGGUCUCCAUGUUCAGGAGGGCAACGAACAAGGAGACGACAGUGCAACAACCCUCCCCCACAAAACGGUGGCUCCUCAUGCUCCGGGCCAGAUGCUGAGACAGUUACUUGCUAGAGGGAAUCGUCAGCACGUACACAAAACCGAUGAGGAGUUUGCAAACUGAGUGGGAAGAUGUUACCUGCCUGGCUCGCUCAGUUGGCUUCACUCUGCUUAUGGGUCUCAUCCAAGUGCAUUGAAGUUGGAAACAUUUCAGAAGGCAUUGAGAGCUGGGGGUGUGCUGUGAAUCACACCUUUGGACGUGCUUUGCAGUUGUCCCAUGGGAUUGAAUAUGCUUACUGUUCUUAAUAUUUUCACUUUUCUCUGUCUUUAUUGCAACAGGCUGAGACAAGCUUUAUCUCCUCCUUUAUUUGGUAGACGCAUGAUUUUAAGUUUUACUGACUUGUUCUUGAAGGUUCCUCUGAAAUAAGAAAAGUCUGUUUGAGCUUACAUGUAGCAGAAUGUGUGCUAAUAUGCAGCUUCUGUGAAGACAGCUGUGUCAUGUGGAGCAAAUACAACAUGUUAAAGUCUAAAUCUUAGUGAGCACAAUAGUAUCUAAUGUGACAUGUAAAGCCACUGUGCCUCGCUACUCCAGUUACCCAAUUUAUUUUAUUUAACUUAAAUUGUCUUGUUAUAUUAGAAAUUGCCUUGAAGGAGUGAAAACUGAGUUAUGAAGAACAGUCUGGUGACACUAGACUAUAUAGCAGUUCUACCACAGUGAUGGGCUCUCUCCUGUGCAUUUCUGGAGUAGAACAGAUACUGAGAGUAUCGGAUACACCCUGGUAUGCUCAGAUACACCAGGGCUCUGGUUCUUUGGGAAGGGGAGGGAAGGACAGAGGGAUGCUACUGGGAUGAGGAACUGGAAAGCAGCUGCUGCUCCUUCUGCUGCUUGGAGAUAUUGGAAGGCAGGAGUGAUGGCUACGCCUGCAGGAGAGGCUGCACCCUGACCAGGGGAUGUCAAUCCAGGAUGCCAGGACCCUCUGCUGGAGCAGACAACUCUUCUGUCAUGGGCAGAAUAAAUAAUGGAACUUUUUGGAACAAACAUCUUUGCACAUUCCCUGAGAUCUUCUGCCCUUAGUAGUUGCCUCUGCCGCAGACAGACUCUGGUUCAUCAGUCUGAUCCAGUGGAAGCCUUUAUGUCAGCAGCUGCAUUGCUAGUCCUCUCAGGUUAGGACAUCUGAGAUGCAAAGAGUUUGCUAUGAAAAGAGCCAAAGCAAAGUGAGUGGUUUGCCCUUUGUUACUGUCCCUGGAGCCGUGCAUUGCAGUUUGGGUCAAACAGAAGGGUCAUGGCUGGCCUGAGCCUGGAUUGUUCCAGGGACUUGCCUCCUCCGGCUUUGUUGGUGGCUAAUGAUUUUUGCAAAGACAUUUGGUGAGGCAUGCUGUAAAAUAACCGGCAAUAGCUUUGCUUCAGGAAAACAAUCCCACUGGUGCAAAGUUGUUCAUGAAGUGUUGUGAGUCUUGUAGCAUCUGCAAGGUCAAACACUCGUCCAAGGGUUUUUAGCAGUGAUGGUGGGUUGGUAUCACCAGUUUCUCGCUUUUCAGACUGACGUUGUCUAAAUGUAAUCCUUGUAAGAACAGCUCAGGCUCUCUGACAUCUGAACAAUGGAACAUGCAUUUAGUUGUAGCCCUCAUGCUGCCUCCACACUUAUCGACAAGAUUUCUGUGACAGCUUUUAAGAAAGAAAGAGCACAUUGCAUAUGUAAAAGAAGAGUGCUCUGUACUCAUUAUGGGCUUGGUAAUUGAGCUGCCAACCCAAAACAUUUCCAUAAUCCACUGUGUAACUGUGAUACCUUUUGUGUGAUAGAAAUUUGCCACGAGAUUCAUUGCGGGUCAUGGUCAAAGGAGUCACUGCUUAUGUGAAGUAUGAUAUUCUUCAAAGUUUUUAAAGGGACACUGCAGAAGCUCUGCGGCAGAGGACCCUGAUCAAGGUUCAUGGGUGCCUGUGAGGACACGUACUGCAGUGCAGUUGCCUGCCCUUCUCGAGGAGCGUCGAUGUAAUCUGGU
Messenger RNA from Athene cunicularia (burrowing owl), 7071 nucleotides. It is a transcript of the gene C8B, whose product is annotated as complement C8 beta chain. Lineage: Eukaryota; Metazoa; Chordata; Aves; Strigiformes; Strigidae. The transcript is spliced from 13 exons. Gene Ontology annotation, molecular function: protein binding. Gene Ontology annotation, biological process: immune response. The coding region runs from base 3331 to 5145 and encodes 604 amino acids. Gene Ontology annotation, cellular component: membrane attack complex. The record is from RefSeq and is a predicted model, not a curated record.